AUGGCGGCCAUGGCCGAGCUCGAGCCCAGGCGUGUGGGUGCCGGCCUCCUCCUUCCACCCCUCCGGCCGGCUUCUCUCCCGCUCGCGCCGCCUCCUCCUCCCCACCAGUGCCUCCCUCUCCUCCUUCCCCGCCUUCGCCUGGCCUCCUCCUUCCGCCCCUUGAUCUGGCGCCGCCCAAACCCUAACGCCCUGCCCCGGCCCUGGGUCCUGCCCCGCCCCGCCCCGCCCGUCCCGCUCGCCGUGGCCGUGGCCGAUGACCGCGGCCCCACCGUCCCGCCCUACCCGCCGCGGCGGCCAUGGACGAGCUCGAGCUCGACGGGCGAGCAACGGGCCGCCACGCCAGUCCCGCUCGCCGUGGCCUUCGCCGAUGACCGCGGCCCGUCAAUGGAUGAGACGAGGGAGGGCGUCUGCCUCGCCUCUUCGUCCUCCCAGUCGCCCCCACCAUCCCCGCACUCGCCGCUGCCGCCACCCUUCAUCUCCCGUGCUCCGCCUCCUCCCCUCCCCUCCCCUUCCGUCGCCCGAAUCACCUGCCCGCCGGUCGGGCCGCGGUGGCCGGAUUCAAAGAUGGCCGAGCGGCGACCACAUCCGUGA
This is a messenger RNA of Aegilops tauschii subsp. strangulata, 591 nucleotides long. The record is from RefSeq and is a predicted model, not a curated record. Lineage: Eukaryota; Viridiplantae; Streptophyta; Magnoliopsida; Poales; Poaceae.